CCUCUGGGGAGGAGGAGGAGGAGGAGCAUGAGACAGAGCGCUUUGAAAGCCUGCAGAGACUGCCUGCAACAGCCGGGACGUGUUCGGGGCCUGAUGGCACGUCUGCAAAGCCACCUGCGCAGAGGCCCUGACAGGGGCCGCUUUCACCGCCACUCACGUCCGGACCCCCUUGGCGAGGUGUGCCAAGCAGUGCCCGCUGGAGCCCAGCAGCCGUGCAGGGAGCCUGCACAAGAGGCUGUUCCCACCAUGGCCCUAUCAGCUUCCCCGGCUCCUCUGACCCCUCUGGCCUCCAUCCUGGCAGCAGACCCGCAAGACCAAUGCAACAUCAAGAGCAUCCUGCAGGGUCCUGCCACAACUUCCUCACCUCCAGGUAACUCCUUUGGGGCAUCUGCCAUCCCAGCCAUCUGGAGUCUUGGCCUCGCCAGCCGUCCCAUGGCAUUCCUCUCCUGCUGGUGGGAGACCACCAAGGCCUUGUUCUUCCCCACCUCACCCAAGUGGGAGGCCCAGCAAGAGCCCACCUCACCGGAGGAGGCCUCCAACUGGGAAAGCCCCACACACAGCUGGGCAGAGACGAGCGGCCCCUCGCUUGUCAGCCCGCCUAGCCAGAGGCUGCUGGACAUCCUCAUCCCCAAGAGGCUGGACCUGAAGUUUCACAAAGAGCGAGAAAAAGAGGGGUCAUUUUCAACACAAAGCAGCUCAGCCUACCCCCUGAGCUCUUUAGGGAUGAUGUGGACACCACUGAGUCGGCAGCAGGAGGCUACAACCCUUCCAUCGUUCGGGAACAUCAAAGACAAAGCAGAGCUGCUGCCUGGUCCUCAGCAGUUCUUAUACCCCGAGGUCUUGAGGGACUACGUCGAGUGCACAUACAGCCAGCUCUUCUGGGGUCUCCCCUCUCUGCACAGCAAGGCAUUGGUGACUACUGCUUUUGUCCCUUGGAGCUCUUCUCAACUACAGGCUCCCCCCAUUUUACUCUAUGGCAUUUCUAGUGGCUUUCCAGAACCCAUUCCACUGAGAAUAUCUGGAGGUUUUUCCCAGGACUCUUUCUUGCCCUGCCCUGAGGCCCAACCCCAGCCUUCCACUCAAAUCUUGCCUCAGUCCCAGGCCCUCUUCCUGCCUCAGACCCAGGCCCAGCCCUUCCUCCCACUGUCUCUCCUGUUCAGACCACCUUCUGCUCCACCCCAGCUGGGGACCCUUGGGCUAUAUUGCCCAACAUUCCAGAAAAAGGCACUCUAUUUCACCCCAGCUGAAAUGCAACCUCUGGCAUGCCCCUGGCUGCAGAAGCAACAGCUGCAAAAGAGGACCACCCAAAAUCAAAGAGACAGGGGCCUGCCUCUCGGGAUCCCACUGUCUCUGGCAAUAAAUCCAUCUCAGUGCCCACUGGUAGACAUGCAGCCUGCACAGGGCCAAGAAGAACCCAGGCAGCCCUCUCCCCUCACAGCCAGUAGUGGCCUGGGCCCAUACAAGACAAGGGCCAGGAGCCCUACCAGAUCCCCGCGGAGAUGCCAAAUGACCAACGAACGAGGCAAGGACUUCCUCGAGGCUCUAGAGCCGUGUCUCAGGAGGGUCUCAAAAUACCUCCUCAGGGCCAGCCUCCCAGACACGUUUCUGGAAAGGACCUCUGACAUGGGGGCAGAAAGGUCCUUACAGAGGGACUCUGCAAAGUGUUUCCCCAGGGUCCCAGAUAGAAGACAUCUAGAAACAACCCUCAAAGUCCACCUGAGGAAAAAGGUGGAGGAGAUUCAUAAGGGUUUGAUCCCUGUGACUGUACAGCAAUCCUGGCUUGCUGUCAAUCAGUCUCUUCCUAAGUGCCACAGUGUCAAGAAAAGCCAAACUCCAGCAUCCUGGAAGUACUGGAAGCCAUAUGUAAACACCUCCAGGGAGAUGUCUGUUCUUAAUCCUGGCAUUCAACAGAUGCUGGAAGUACAUAUUAUGAGCUUUCGGGUAAGGCACAUGUGGGACUUUCCUACCCAGGCCUUUGAACCUAUACAUCUCAAGCCAAGUAGGGCUCAGCCCUCACCCCUUCCAAGGUCUACCUUUUCCCCCUCAGCCACCCAGAAACCCAGGGAACACUCCAAAGCCAAGGUUUCCAGCCCAGGGCUCGUGGCUGACCUCAAAGGGAUCGAAGAGAGCAGCCAAGGGCAGCAGAAAUCCAUAAAACCAAAACGUAGGGACCCAUACAAUAGCCAGGGUGUGAGGCUUGCCCCAACUGAUGAGUGGAGGGGAUUUAAGAGGCUCCAACCUGAAGAGCACAAAAACUCAAAGAGCAGCCAGAGACCACAGCAACCGCCAAACCCAAAAGUGAGGAACCCAUGUAAGGGCCAGAUGGCCUCAGAUGAUGAGGAGGUCUGCAAGUGGCUCCUACCAGAAGAUGAUGACGAAACAAACAGCCAGAGAGAGAUGUUUGCCCCAGAUAAGGAGUGGCAGGGCUUCAAGAGGCCCAAGCCAAAAGCACAUAAAGAAAGAAAGAGCUGGAGAGAGAGGUUUGCCCCAACUGAUGAGUGGAGGGGAUUUAAGAGGCUCCAACCUGAAGAGCACAAAAACUCAAAGAGCAGCCAGAGACCACAGCAACCCCCAAACCCAAAAGUGAGAGACCCAUGUAAGGGCCAGAUGGCCUCAGAUGAUGAGGAGGUCUGUGAGUGGCUCCUACCAGAAGAUGACGAUGAAACAAACAGCCAGAGAGAGAUGUUUGCCCCAGAUAAGGAGUGGCAGGGCUUCAAGAGGCCCAAGCCAAAAGCACAUAAACAAAGAGCGAGCUGGAGAGAGAGGUUUGCCCCAACUGAUGAGCGGAGGGGAUUUACGAAGCUCCAAUCAGAAGCGUAUGAAGAAAAGUUUUCAGGACUAAGGGCUUCCCAAGCCAAUGCUGUGAGCCAUCCUCCCAAGGUCAAGGAAAGAGGAGAGUCCCUUGGGAGCAAAGACCUCCCGUUCUCACCAAGGGAGGAACACAUUUUACCUGAAAGCUCCUUCAGAAGAAGGAUGAAGCACUUUCUGCAGCAUGUAAGUCCCCAUCAAAAAGGUAAAGGAACAGAAACAGUCCUUCAGAAAGGCAAGCCUGUAUCACUCACUGCUCCAAGCCAGGAACCAGUCAAAUGUAGAUCCGGGCAUCCAGAAGCUGAGGUGACUGGAACUGUUAUUGGACAGAUCCUUGGAAAGCAACCCGGGCUUCGUCAAGACCUCCAGCCCUCAGAGUUAAACCAGCACACACAACAGCUCCAGCCCCCAGCAGCGGGGCAGUCCCACUACCAGAAGAUUCGGAUGUUCUUUGAACAGAAAAGACUGUUGAGAAACCGAGCUCACGGUCACCAAACCACCCCCAAGGACCCCAGCUCUCUCAACAGUGGGGGCACCAAAGACAAGGCUGGCAAGGGGACCUCCCCACCCAAGGACCUGGGGACCCCAGGCAGACCCUGCCAGCAGGGACCAAUGGUGGCAGGUACCUCAGGCCACCUGCACCAUCCCCUGACAUGCUCGCCUCCAAAAGGUGCAUCUGCUGGUCAACCAGGGUGUGCUCCUCAAGCUUUGCCUGGGAGGAGAAUUCCGUCCAUGCUAAGGAAACACGUUUCUCCCUCAUGCUAGCACAUCUUCUAUGUGCCAAUGGCUUAUUCCUACCAUAAUGUUCAUUGUUUCCCCAAAUACAUGUUUUUUUCCCACAAGA
Phacochoerus africanus (Common warthog) is the source of this 3652-nucleotide messenger RNA. Its product is annotated as spermatogenesis-associated protein 31E1-like. The coding region runs from base 28 to 3573 and encodes 1181 amino acids. The transcript has 3 exons. The record is from RefSeq and is a predicted model, not a curated record. NCBI's taxonomy places the organism in Eukaryota, Metazoa, Chordata, Mammalia, Artiodactyla, Suidae.